AUGUCGCGUCGAGAAGACCGUAAUUACGACUCGAAACGUCAUCGUUCGCGGUUCGACCGUGAAGCCAGCCCAAAGAGAUCUAGGAGGGAUGGUAAACCAGCUACUGAAAGACUGCCCACUGACACUGAAUUGCAUAAAGAUCAUUUGGACCGGGAUCAGAAGCACCGACGUCGGCUGCAGGAUGCAUUGCCCCUUGAGGCUACAUCAGCACAGGAAUCUAAGGUUGAAACUCAAGCUGUUACCAAAGAAUCUGAAAACAAGACUAAUGGACACUAUGAAGGAACCAAACAUUCUUCUGACCCAACUAAAAUACCACACUCCCAAUCAUACUUUCAGCAUGAUGAUCGUCGUAGUGCUGGGCAAGUUGGGAGAAGCUUCAGUCGCAGGACAGAUACUGAACGUGGAUGGAGGAGAGAUACUAAGGAGCAGUAUGGCGACAGGAUGGAAAAUAAAUCAGUAGUAAGUGAUACACAGCUAAAGAACGAGAAACCUAGAGACAACGGGGAAGAUAGUCGUGUAUGGCGCCAUGAUGGGUACUUCGAAAUGGAGGCUGAUCCAAAACCACCUGUACGUAAAAGGCCUUCCUUUAGAGAGCAAAAGAUUCCUGCAGAUCCUGAGAAAACUGACAAGGCAAUAGCAAACCCUCGAGAUCUCCCAGUAGACAAUGAAAGACAAGCUGUACAAGAGCACAUCUCACGUAAUUAUGACAGACCCAAGAGAUCAAUCGUGGGCGAGAGGGAGGCACAAAGAGGUGAAGCGUGGAGGGGCAACUCAUCCAGAGAUAGGAAUGGUGCCAGCAGUAGUUACAGCGGCAGAGAUAGGCUCGGUGGAAGGCAAGGCUAUCGUUCAACUGGUGGCCAUGUUGAUAAAUGGAAGCAUGAUCUUUACGAGGAGUCGAAUAGGAGUCCGACCCCGAAGAAUGAAGAAGAUCAGAUUGCCAAAAUUGAAGCUCUCUUGGCUUUGUAA
Molecule: messenger RNA, 966 nt
Organism: Fraxinus pennsylvanica
Lineage: Eukaryota; Viridiplantae; Streptophyta; Magnoliopsida; Lamiales; Oleaceae
Source: the annotation of a GenBank genome assembly